AUGACUAUAUGUUCUGGAUGCGGAGUAGUAACAGAAGUUACUAUUUGCUGCCCUAUUUGUUUAAAAAACAACAAGAAAAUAUUUUAUUGUUCCCAAGAAUGUUUCGAACAGAAUUAUAAAGAGCACAAAAAGAUUCAUUACCUUAUAAAUAUUGUAAGUAGGGAAGAAGAGAAUCAGAAUAAAAUAUGUGAAAAUGAAUUAAAUGCUGUCAAGGAUGACUUACCUGUAAUUGUUUUGACUAAUGAACAUGGAACUGAUAUAAAUAACAGUAAUAUUAGUCAAAAUAUGAGUAAUAAUAUAAUUGGUAAUGUGUGCAAUGAUAUAUAUGAAACUAGCUAUUAUAACAAAUUGUCUGAUAGCGGCACACACAACGGAACAAAUAAUAACAAUAUUAAUGUUGAUAAAAUGGAUGAUAAUAAAAUGGAUGAUAAUAAAAUGGAUGAUAAUAAAAUGAAUGAUAAUAAAGUGAAUGACCAUAUAAUGAAUGACAAUAAUAAUAAUAAUAAUAGUAGUAGUAGUAACAAAAUUUAUAAUAAUAAUUAUAUGAGUAAUAUAAUAAUUUUACAAAAUGAAGAUGAUCGAAGUAAUGAUACUUCCUUCUUACAUUUAAAUAAAUCUGAUAGUACAAAAAAUUUUGAUGAUACACAUAAUUAUAAUAAUAGAGAUUAUAAAAGCACAAGAAGUUUAACCUUUGAAAAGUUACAUAGAAAAAAUAAUUAUCUCAAAUAUAAAAAUAUUAAAGAUGAUCAUCUAUUAAAUAAUACUAAUAAUGAAGAUAAAAAACAAGAAGAAGAUGAAGAAAAUGAAUAUAACAAUAAAACUAAUCCACAUAAUAAGAAUUCUUUUAUAAUAAAAGUGUCUUAUUAUAUAUCCUAUAUAUGUUCUUAUAUUUUUUCAAAUAAAUAUCAUAUGCUAUUACCUUAUUAUGAUGAUGUAUCACUUACAAAUGAAAAAAAAAAAAAAAAAGACUUUAAAUCCUUCAAACUAAAGAAUAAAUUAAGUGAACAUAAAAUUCUGGAACUUAAAAAAAAAAUCAGGAUUAAAAAAUUUGUUCAACUUACCCUUCUUUUAUUAUUAAUUAGUAUUAUUGUAUUUAUAUCUACCUAUGGAUUUUCUUACAUAUUAGAGAUAUCACAAAAAAAAUUACAAAUUAAUGCAGAAAAAAAAAUGAUGUUCAAUGAAGAAAAUAAUAAAAAUCAAGAGUUACAAGAAAUAAAAUCAUAUAUUAAUGUGAUUGAAGAUUUAAGAAAAGAAAUAGCUGAAAUGAAGGAGAUCUUAUAUGUUCAUAAUGUUAUAUUAAAUAAAAAUUUCCAUCUCAACAAUUCUUAUAUUCUUUUUAAUAAUAAAAUGAAACCAGCAAAUUCUUCCUAUAAUAAAAAAGGAUCAGAUAAUAUGGGAACAUUAACGUCACAUUAUUAUUAUGAUGAUACGUCUUCAUCUUAUCAUGACAACAAUAAUAAUAAUAAUAAUAAUAGUAAUAAUAGUAAUAAUGGUAAUUAUGUGGAUGAUGGAAAUAUAAAUUAUAUCCCAACUAUUACUAGAAAUGAAUAUGACGUAAAAGAAUUAUACCCUACGAAUCAAAAUUCUGAUGAAAUUACUUUAGAAAAGGAAAAAAAUUAUUAUGAUAAAAAAUUAAAUAAGGAAGAAACAAAAGAAACGAUGUCUGAUGUACAUAGCAUACCACAUAACAAUAAUAAUAAGGAAGAAACAUAUAAUAAUAAUAAUAAUAAUAAUAAUAUAAACGAUAAUACACAAAUAUUAAAUUCAACCACUUCUCAAUUAAAUGAACAGGGUAAUAUCGAAGUUGUUAAAACAAAUAAUCAAACAGUAAAUGAAAAUAUUAAUAAUUAUAUAAAAAAUCAUAAACAGUCAAUAUCAAAUAAUGCAGAGUAUGCACAAGUCAGUAAUGCAACAAUAAAUGAAGAAGAUAAUAAAUAUGUAGACAAUAAGAUAAUUUUAGAAAAUAUGAAUAAUAUAAAAAACAGUGGUACUGUUUCUAUGGAUAUAAAUAAUGUAUCCAAUAAUAAUUUUAUACAUAGCCACAAAAUAAAGGAUAAAUAUCUUAAUACUUCUUCAAAGCUGGAAGAUAAUGAUAAGACUGAAAACGGGGAUAGAAAAGUGAACACCAAUAAAAUGAAUAAAAAAAAGCAAAACACAAUAUAA
This is a messenger RNA of Plasmodium adleri (nom. inval.), 2163 nucleotides long. Its product is annotated as conserved Plasmodium protein, unknown function. The transcript has a single exon. Lineage: Eukaryota; Apicomplexa; Aconoidasida; Haemosporida; Plasmodiidae. The coding region runs from base 1 to 2163 and encodes 720 amino acids. The record is from RefSeq and is a predicted model, not a curated record.